GACUCUCCACCUUUGCACUGGCAUCAGCACCCCUGGUUAGGCACAGCUGUGUCUCCUGGGAGCUCCUGACCAAAAUGUACCUCUUUUCCUCCCACACACCUGAGAGAUGGCAGAGGAGACUGGGGGUCAGCACCACCCGCAGUCUCAAGGUCCCUGUUCUCUGCACCUGCCCUUGGAGAUGAGAUCAGAGCAGAAACUCGAGUCACAGGGCCAGGUGUGGACCGCAGGAUCGGGGCUCCUGGUACUCCCUCUUCCUCACAAGCACAUUCAGGCUCCCCCCACCCACACCCACACCCACACAUACUCUCUUAAGCACCCAGAGACACUCUUCUCUCUCCCCACCUUCCUCCCUCCAGGAAGCAUCUGGGCUGAAAGUUCCCGGACUUUGGACCCCAGCUUUGGGAAGACUGCUCAGCCCUUCUGUGAUGGGUCCCACUUCUUCCAACGCACUGGCUUAUCUCCACUCAAGUUCAAGGCCCAGGAGACCCGCACAGUGGCCCUCUGUACCUGCAAGGCCACCCAGAAGCCCCCAUAUUGCGACGGCACCCACAGGAGUGAGCGGGUACAAAAGGCAGAAGUGGGCUCCCCACUCUGAGGUAGCUGCUGCCCGGCCCCAGGGGCCUUAGCACCUCCUUUGUGGGGAGGGAAAUGGAAUGCUGAGCCCAAAAAGGGGUCCUCCAGGGACCCAGUACUGGCAGCUGGCUUGUCUAGGGCUUGUUCUCCAGAACCUGAGGUCUUGGACCUGGGCAUGUGCAAACAGAGCCUGGUUUAAGGCUGGCUGGUGUGAUGAUGGCAUUAAAGGCUUGUCCCCGCGGCAGUGUGUUCUAGU
This is a messenger RNA of Talpa occidentalis (Iberian mole), 829 nucleotides long. It is a transcript of the gene CISD3, whose product is annotated as CDGSH iron sulfur domain 3. Lineage: Eukaryota; Metazoa; Chordata; Mammalia; Eulipotyphla; Talpidae. Bases 107 to 595 code for a protein of 162 amino acids. The record is from RefSeq and is a predicted model, not a curated record. Gene Ontology annotation, cellular component: intracellular membrane-bounded organelle. Gene Ontology annotation, molecular function: 2 iron, 2 sulfur cluster binding. The transcript is spliced from 2 exons.